AUGGAUCACCAGCAGCUCUACUGGAGCCACCUUCACAAAUUCAGCCAGGGGUCUCAGUCGUGCCAUGUGUGUUCGAACCAGCAUGGCCUGAUCUGCAAGUAUGACCUGAAUAUGUGCCAACAGUGCUUCCAUCAGUAUGCGAAAGACAUCAGCUUUGUCACAUUGGACUAA
Molecule: messenger RNA, 171 nt
Organism: Dromiciops gliroides (monito del monte)
Lineage: Eukaryota; Metazoa; Chordata; Mammalia; Microbiotheria; Microbiotheriidae
Product: 40S ribosomal protein S29-like
Exons: 1
Coding region: 1-171 (56 amino acids)
Biological process (GO): translation
Cellular component (GO): ribosome; cytosolic small ribosomal subunit
Molecular function (GO): zinc ion binding; structural constituent of ribosome
Source: RefSeq, a predicted model, not a curated record